Bursaphelenchus okinawaensis is the source of this 1755-nucleotide messenger RNA. The record is from the annotation of a GenBank genome assembly. Lineage: Eukaryota; Metazoa; Nematoda; Chromadorea; Rhabditida; Aphelenchoididae.
AUGCCCAGAUCCUUGCCCUUCCCGCAUCCAAAUUUGUACACAAAGGGCUUGGUUUUAAUCUCGGUCAAUUUGAUUGUAAUAUCGUUCUUGUUUUCGGCAUAUGAUGUGAAGUUGCCCGUUAAUGAGACAGUGGAAUGGGCGAUUUAUCGAGUAUACAAGGUAACUCUUUUGCUUUCUUUGUUGUUUGUUUAGAUAUAUAUGUCAAGAUGGAUCUUAUUAGCUAGCUUAAAGUCUUUUACAGGUAAUAUUAGCUGUUUUACAAUAAUUGAAAAAGCCGUUUUUGAGUUUUGAUCAAAUUAGGUUAUAGUACUCACUCUUUGAUGUAGGUAUAAACAAUUUUGGGUAUAAGUCUUUUAGUCUGUGUUAGAUAAGUACAAUUUUGCUUUUAAAAGUUGCGUUAUGGCUUUGGCUAGCUAAUUGAAAAACGUGAGAAACGAUAUAAACGUGUUCUCAAUCGUCCCCAUAUUGUUUUACGCACACCUACCAGCUUUUUCAAAAGUUUGGUGUAAAUCCGUUUUAAGUUCAUUCGAAUCGUUUUAAAAAGUAAAAUGCUUUCAGAUUAGUUAUGUUAAACGUACGGUGGACACAUUCCGAUCACUAGUUGGACUUUCAAAAUACAUUCCUCGCCAAGAACUUCGAAACCAGCAAAAGCCUGAUAAGCCACUAAAACUGGGUGUCAAACUGAAUACGAAAGGUAAUUUUUAAUAGUUCUAUUUUUAUUUUUAGGUAUCAAAUGCUUUUGGAAGCGAGAUAUGAGUCUUGUUAAUGAUUUAGUUUAACUGAAACUUAUUUUACUGGCUUCGGUUUUGGAGUAAUUCAAAGUUAUAUUAGCCAUACUAGUUAUGACAAGGAACUGACCAAAAGUUUUCGUUUUGAACUCAAUUUUCUGGCGUUUUAGGCAAGUCAGUAUAUACACCAGAUCAACUAGCACUUUUUGAUGGCAGUCGCGAAUCUCAACCAGUGUAUUUGGCCAUAUUGGGCAGGGUUUAUGAUGUGGAAAAAGGCCGAAAACACUACUCAGCUGGUGGUGGAUAUCACUUUUUCGCUGGAAAAGAUGCGACCAGAGCUUUUGUGACCGGCGAUUUCACUCCGAACGGUCUUACUGAUGAUGUUAAGGGCCUGACUGAUCAGGAAUUGCUGAGUUUGUUGGAUUGGGUCAACUUUUAUAAUAAGGAAUACAAGUUGGUGGGGUUUGUUCAAGGGCUGUUCUAUGAUGGGAAUGGCAAAUUGACAGCGUAUGGAAAGGAUGUGAGUUUAGUUUUUAUUUUUGAGGGUUUUGUUAAUAUUUUGAAGCUAUAUUUUAUAUAAAAUUUGAUUUAUAUUAACGUUUCUGGGCAAAAACUCAAAUUUUAGGUAACAAAUCACAAAUUUUUUGAAAAAAGUUUAUUCGAGGCCUUAAUAUCAAACCAAUUCUAGGUGAAUGAACGUCUAGAAAACGCGUUAGAGUACAAGAAGAAGCAGGUGAAAGAGACCGAAGCGUUUCCUCCAUGCAACUCGGAAUGGCACAAAGAUACUGGAGGUCGAGUAUGGUGCACGAACAAAAGUGGUGGAGUGAAACGAGAAUGGGUUGGAGUGCCACGCAAACUGUUCGCAGCCGGCUCGAAAUCCCAUCGAUGUGCUUGUGUGAAAAACUUUGGCAACCCCUUGGCCACGCCCAACGAACAAGGCACCCGCGGCGACUUGGACAACCCAAACUUGAAAGAAUAUGAAAAUUGUUCUCCUGUUUCAAAUUCAUGCAAGCUACCGGCUGAUUAG